This is a messenger RNA of Haemonchus placei, 123 nucleotides long. Lineage: Eukaryota; Metazoa; Nematoda; Chromadorea; Rhabditida; Trichostrongylidae. The record is from the annotation of a GenBank genome assembly.
AUGCCAUUGACGUCCAAGCUCGUGUUGAAGAAAAGAGGACGGCAAAAAGGGCAUGAGACAACCAGGAUGAGGAAUUCAAAAACGGGUACGCGAAGCCUUUUAUUGGUGAACCUAAUCAUAUGA